AACCAAAAACUCUAAUUUUCUUAAAGCUGGUGUUAGUUAAUUUAUUAACUUAAAUUUAUUUGGAUUGAACUGAGAGUCUUUGAGAGUUUCAUUUAUGCUUGCAUGAAUUUGAUUGAGGUAAGGAAAAUCAUUUCGUUUUAUAUUACAAUUUUUUUUCUUAAACUAUAUAAGUUUCCAUGUUACUAUCUUUUCUUUUAAAUAAGUACCUUGAUUUUGUUUUCUGUUCUUAUGAAAAUUGAGAAGACAUACUUGGAAACAAUACCUUUUUCUUUUCCUUCAGAAUCCUUUGGAAUGAUCAAGGAGCCAUUUGUUUUCUUUAUAUUCUAACUUAAAAAAGACACUUGGAGACUAUUCUUGUGUUAGUUAUUAGAAUUCAAACGAAAUGAAAGCAACUAGAUAUUAAUAAAACAGUCUAGUUGAUCGAAAGUUUCUUAAUUCCAAGAAGCUUAAGGUGGCUUUUUACUUAUGUUAACACCUUUUCCAUCAAUAAAAUACAGAGUUUUUUUUCACUCAAGUUGAGAUUUCAUGGAUGAAACCUAAGACACUCGAAGAAGCAGGACUUCUUGGAGAAUUUUGACAUGGACCCAUUACAAGAUUGAAGAUACAUAUAAAAGCACCUAAUAUUGUUUAGAUGAAGUUCACAUAAUGUGUUGUUAUAUGUUGAAGAGUCCAAUUUAAAAGCAUGAUGAAUUUAGCAAGAGUGUAGGAAGUGGCAACCGGGAGCAAACUUCCCUGUAAAAUUUAGCAACGUCUUGCAAUCCCCCCCCCCUACUAAGCCUCUAAAACAACUCUUAAAGGGGUAGAUGCGGGUUUGGCCAUUUUACCGAAACAUAUGGCCAAAGAAUCCACAUGCAAACGUUUUCUUCUCUUUUUGGAUAAUAACCUAUCGACUCUGAAGAAAAAUCAUGGACUUUUUAUUCAUUAAAUGAAUGAAAUUUUUAAAAAAGCAAAUUAUAAACGUCGUUUGGCACAUCUCAUGUUGACAAAUUUUAACGUUUAAAUCGAAUACAAAUUGCAUUAGAAAAGUUUGAAGGGAAAUGUCAUAUAUUAGUAUUAUUUUCUAACUGGUGUUGAAUCUGCUUCAUGCAGUUUUAUAUUUUACCAAGAAAAAAAAAAGGUAAACAUUUAACCUAAAUCAAUUAUAACCAAAGUUCACCCAUUUGUCUAAGGCUAAGCAUUGUUUGUUUGAAAAAUAAUUUAUUUCAAAAAUAUAAUUAACCAAUUAUUUGAUUCAGUUUUCAUAGUAACCAUCAAUUAAUAUAAAUAAGCAGGAAGAGUUACACAUGACUCAAAACACAAAAGCAGAGCGCUAAAAGAAAAUAUAAAUACGAAACUGAGUGAAAUCUCAUUAGACGUUAAUCUUUCUCUCUGAUUCUUCUUCUUCUUCGUCGUCUUGUGCCGACCUAUAAGUACUCUUCUCACUUUCUCUCGUUCGCUUCUCUCUCUCUCUUUGUCUAGUCUAAGAUCGCUAAAGCCGACUUGCAGGGUUUUGCAUCUUCUUUCGUAAGAUUGAAUCUUUUUCCCCCCUAAAACCCUAAGAUCACUUUUUACGUUUUCACGAACUGAGUUUUCUUGCGAUCCAAGGCUAGUUUGUUCUUGCUGAUUUUACGUUUGAUUGAUCGUUUAACUGUGAAGGGUAUGAUUGUUUCUCAUCGCUACUUUGCUAUCACCAUUCUCGUAGAUCGUUUGUUAUUAUCCUAUCCGUGUCAGUCACAAGAGAUGAUCUUCGUCUCUUUAUGUAUACUAUGUGCUUCGUUGAUUCAAGAAAGCUCAAGAUUUGAUUUUUUUUGUUCUGACUCUCUGCAGGAUGGAUGGUACGAUAGGCCCCAAAGGCCUCGUCAAAAAGACCGAGCUCGUUAGGAUAAUGACAGAUGCACUCAUCUCCCUUGGUUUCAACGGCAUCGCUACCGACUUACAGAACCAAUCCGGCGUUAAUCUCCUCGAUCCUACUAUCAGGCACUUUCUCGACGAAGCAAAGCGUAAAGAAUGGAACAGCUGCAUUAAACUAGUGCAGGAGGAGGAGGGAUUACAAGUGCGUGAUGAAAAGGAAGAGAUGACGCCUCUCGGUGUUAAAAGGAGGCGCCUUGAAAAGCUUCCCUCCAAAUUUGUGUUUCCAGAUUCUGAUGAAGAGAGGUUCACUGAGGUUACGAGGAAGGUGCAAAAACUGUUUCCUCCUGCAGCUAUAGUGCCAGAAGGGAGGUUGGUGCGUCUCUUAGAAGAGUCACUUUAUCAUCAGAUGAGGGACUGUGAUUACCAUAAUGCUCCUGAUACUGAUAUGUCCCUGUGCUUUGAUCAUUGCUGUUGGAAAUCCAAAAUUCCUUCCAAGACUGUUCAGACAUUGGUGGGACAUACAGAUGAGGUCUGGUUCUUGAAAUUCUCAAAUAAUGGCAAAUGCUUGGCUUCUUCUUCUAAGGAUAACACAGCAAUUAUAUGGGAGAUCAAUGCAGAGGGAGGAGAGUUUUCGAUGAAGCAUAGACUUGAGGGACACGAGAAGCCAGUUGUAGUAGUCUUAUGGAGUCCAGAUGAUCAACAAGUCAUCACAUGUGGAGAAAACGAAGUCAUCAAGCGCUGGGACGUUGGCUCAGGACAAUGUGUUCAAACCUAUGGAAGAGUUGAUGUUGGUUCCAUUUCUUGCAGAUGGCUUCAUGACGGUUCGGGUAUAAUUGGCGCGAUGGCAGACAGGCGGAUCUACUUGUGGAACUUAGAUGGGACUGAGAUAGAGCACGAGCAAGGGCAAAGGGGACAGAAGAUUUAUGAUGUAGCCAUGACGAGUGAUGGGAAGUGGCUUGUAAGCGUGGGAAGGGAGCAGAAUGAGAUCUCAUUGUUUGAUAGAGUGACUAGAGGUGAGACGGUGAUUCAAGUGGAAGGCAUGGUUACCUCGUUCUCGCUUUCGAGAGACGACAAGUAUCUUCUAGUUAAUCUCAUUACACAGGAGAUCCACGUCUGGAUGAUUGAUGGCAGACGCGAACCACGGAGGGUUUACAAGUUCAGUGGCCACAAGCGUAAUAGGUUUGUUAUCAGGUCUUGCUUUGGUGGCUACGAUGACAAUUUCAUCGCCAGUGGGAGUGAGGAUACUCAGGUAUACAUAUGGCACACAGACUUUGAGACGGGACCUUGUUGUGUACUGCCAGGACACGGAGGAGCUGUGAACUGUGUGAGUUGGAACCCCGCUGAUCUUCAUAUGUUGGCCUCAGCGAGUGACGAUAAAACCAUCCGGAUUUGGGGACUUGACUUGGAGUGAUGAUGACUUAGCUGCAAGUUUGAUAUUUCAUUAUGUGCAUAGGAUAUAUACCUUUUAAGUGUGUCUCUUGUUUUCAUUCUUCACCCUCUUGAUGUUUUUUUUCUUCCUUGGAGUACAAUAGAGAUAAGAGCAGAUGUUUGAUUACUAAUAGUGAGACACAGAAGACACAAAAAAAAAUGCAUUUGAGAACAGUUUUGCUCUAAUGUUGAUGCUUCACUUCUUCUCUUAAGAAACUAUUGUUCUCUCUGUCUCUCUUAGUUCAGCAAUGAAAUUUCAGUAGAAUCUUUAUUUGAAGUUGGUCAAAUGUUAGCUUGAAUCGAUCAAAGUCUGUGAGUUUGAGGACCACUUGAAAAGCCCUCGCCACAAGAAGAUCAUGGAGAGAGAUUACGUAGCAAACACUCCACAUUUAUACUCAUUUUACUAUAUCAGGGCUUAAACAUAUAUAUGGGCCUUAAACUGACAAGAGAUGAAACGUUACAAAAAGGCCCAUAGAAUAUACAUUCAAGAAACCUAAUUUUAGGCCUCUACUGUGUUAAUACUUAGUAAAUUUGUUUUGGAUCAAAUAUACUCUUUUUUUUUGUGCAAAGAUCAAAUAUACUCUAUAUACUUUAAAUAAUGAUGUGUGUGUACCAGCUGCAACAAGUAGAUCUCACCAUUUUUAGACAGCUUAGUCUGUACUCUAUAGUAAUACACGGAUCAAGACGACUUAAUCCCUAAAUAUAUAAACAUAGUUGCUUACUUUAAUUUAAAUGAAAAAAAAAAGAUAUGUUUAACCCUUUGCGUUUCCACACAUGAAAGCACUUACUAAUUUAAGAUUUUUUAAAAAUUAAAAAGGAAGAAUACAAAACAAUAUUAUCCACAAGUAAAUUAUUGACCAUUCUUUUGACUUUAUGUAUGAGUAGCAAACACCACACCACGUGGUUGGCAACAGCUUGGCCCAUUGUAACGGAAAACAACUUCAAAUGAGAUGUAUCUCUUAAGUUAUGGGUUCAUACAUUUUCUCAUCAAAACCUUAAAUUAUAUGACAUGUAUAUUAUAUAGUUUUGACAAUUGAACCCAUUGCUAUUUAUUAGAACAUGAAGAAUGGUUAUGAAUCAACAAGUGUGUCACGUGAUGGGCCGGCUUAGAAGCUCCAAAUGUAAUUUAGUUUACUUAUAUAUAAUUAGUAACUUAGCGAGUUAGUUAUGGACCUUAUGGUCGGUUGACAACUACUGAUACACAUGCAUACUGAAUUAAUUUAUAACUAAUCGAAACGUUCAAUGUGGUUUGUCUCUAUUUAACCGACCUCGACCAUGCCGCGUACAAACACAAGAAGACAUCAAAAAGAUAAAAUCAUUACAGUAUUAUUAUAAAUACCAUUUACAAUCAUUUAAAAUUAAUAUCACUAAUUAUGAGCAUAAUAUAAUCAAAUUGGAAAAUUUAGCAUAGAGAUUAGUGAUGCUCUCCCUAAAUUCUAUUUUGCACGAUCUAAGGAGCAAGGUAAGUGAUGGAUUAAUAAAGAAGGAAGAGUAAUUUUUAUAGUAUUAACAGUUUAACUAAAUAGGAAAAAAUUAGUGACCGUUGGAUGGAAGGUGUUCAUCGGAAAGCGAGCGAAGACCUCUUCACGUG
This is a messenger RNA of Brassica rapa (field mustard), 4849 nucleotides long. Its product is annotated as WD repeat-containing protein 26 homolog. Gene Ontology annotation, molecular function: protein binding. The record is from RefSeq and is a predicted model, not a curated record. Lineage: Eukaryota; Viridiplantae; Streptophyta; Magnoliopsida; Brassicales; Brassicaceae.